Molecule: messenger RNA, 3237 nt
Organism: Anarrhichthys ocellatus (wolf-eel)
Lineage: Eukaryota; Metazoa; Chordata; Actinopteri; Perciformes; Anarhichadidae
Gene: vps11
Product: VPS11 core subunit of CORVET and HOPS complexes
Exons: 16
Coding region: 37-2811 (924 amino acids)
Biological process (GO): organelle fusion; vesicle-mediated transport; vacuole organization
Cellular component (GO): endosome; HOPS complex
Molecular function (GO): protein binding; protein-macromolecule adaptor activity
Source: RefSeq, a predicted model, not a curated record
ACGCCCUGUUAAAGCUAUUUUGCUAACGCUAACAAAAUGGCAGCGUUCUUACAGUGGAGAAAAUUCGUCUUCUUUGACAAAGACACGGUGAAGGACCCUGUGGAUAAUGGGAAAAACUUUGUUCUUCCACACGGAAUAUCGGCUUGUGACUCCGGCCGCGGUCAUAUUGUUCUGGGAGAUAUGGAUGGCAAGAUCUGGCUUUUGACCCGCUCCCUGCAGUUGACAUCUUUUCAGGCCUACAAGUUGCGGGUAACGCAUCUCUACCAGCUGAAGCAGCACAGCAUCCUUGUGUCAGUGGGGCAGGAUGAACAAGGAAUAAACCCUCUAGUCAAGGUCUGGAACCUUGAAAAGAGAGACAGUGGAAAUCCUCUGUGCACUAGGAUUUUCCCCGCAAUUCCCGGCAACAAACCGACAGAAGUGUCUUGCCUCAGUGUACAUGAAAACCUCAACUUCAUGGCUAUUGGCUUCACAGACGGCAGCGUGGUUUUAACUAAAGGUGACAUCACCAGAGAUCGUCACAGUAAAACUCUGACUCUUCAUGAGGGAACCAGCCCAGUCACAGGCCUCGCUUUCCGCCAGGUGGCAAAGGUCACCCAUCUGUUUGUUGCCACUCUGGAGAAAGUCCAUUGCUACACCCUGUCUAUCAAGGAGUACGCUAAAGUAGAGCUGGACACAUACGGCUGUGCGCUGCGCUGCUCCUCCCUGGCAGAUCCCUCCCAGGACUCCCAGUUCAUUGUGGCCGGUGAGGAAUGCGUGUACCUGUACCAACCCGAUGAACGAGGGCCCUGCUUCGCCUUUGAUGGACACAAGCUGUUGGCGCACUGGCACCGCGGAUAUCUGUUUUUACUCAUUAGGGAUGCCAAGUCGCCCAACAAGACAGAGUUUGGUAGCAGCUCUCCAUCAGACAAGCAGCUUCUGACCAUCUAUGACCUGGACAACAAGUUCAUCGCCUACAGUGCCUCCUUUGAUGACGUCGUAGAUGUGGUGGCAGAGUGGGGCUCGUUCUACAUCCUCACCAGAGAUGGAAGAAUGUCUGUUCUUCAGGAGAAAGACACACAGACCAAACUGGAGAUGCUGUUUAAGAAGAAUCUGUUUGUAAUGGCCAUAAACCUGGCUAAGAGCCAGCACCUGGACAGUGACGGGCUGUCGGAGAUCUUCAGACAGUACGGGGACCACCUUUACCUUAAGGGAGACCAUGACGGGGCCAUCCAGCAGUACAUCCGCACCAUUGGGAAACUAGAGCCAUCGUAUGUCAUCAGGAAAUUCUUGGACGCGCAGAGGAUCCACAACCUGACCGCAUAUCUGCAGGCCCUGCACAGACAGUCACUGGCCAACGCAGACCACACCACACUGCUGCUGAACUGUUACACCAAGCUGAAGGACAGCUCCAAGCUCGAGGAGUUCAUUAAGAGUAGUGAAAGUGAGGUCCACUUCGAUGUUGAGAUCGCCAUCAAGGUUCUUCGGCAGGCCGGUUACCACAGCCAUGCUGUCUUCUUGGCUGAGAAACACAUGCACCAUGAAUGGUACCUGAAGAUCCAGCUGGAAGACCUUAAGAACUAUCAGGAAGGGCUGCGUUACAUUGGACGUCUGCCUUUUGAACAAGCUGAGAGCAACAUGAAGCGUUACGGCAAAACACUGAUGCACCAUGUUCCUGAAGGCACCACGUGGCUUCUGAAGGGUUUAUGCACCAACUACCAACCCAGUGGAGAAGCUGCUGAAAGAGACAGCCUGGGUAGGGGUCGGGCCAACAAGGCCAACUCCGAGGAAUUCAUCCCAAUUUUUGCCAACAACCCUCGGGAGCUGAAAGCCUUCCUGGAACACAUGAUGGAGGUGGACUCCCGUUGUCCCCAGGGAGUGUAUGACACACUGCUGGAGCUCCGGCUACAAGACUGGGCGCACGAACAGGACCCUGUGAGGAAAAAAGUCCUGCAGGGGGAAGCCGUGUCCCUGUUGAGGAGUGACAGCACUGUGUUCGAUAAGGCCCUGGUCCUCUGCCAGAUGCACAACUUCAAAGAAGGCGUCCUCUACCUUUAUGAGAAGGGUAAACUGUACCAGCAGAUUAUGCACUACCACAUGCAGAAUGAGGAGUAUGGGAAAGUGGUAGAGGCCUGCCAGCGCUAUGGGGAUCAAGAGGGUUGCCUAUGGGAGCAGGCAUUGGGAUACUUUGCCAGGAAAGAAGAGGACUGCAAGGCCUACAUCAGUGAGGUCCUACUUCACAUAGACCAAAACAACCUGAUGCCUCCAUUACUUGUGGUGCAAACACUGGCACACAACUCGACAGCCACUCUCUCCGUCAUCAAGGACUACCUCAUCAAUAAGCUGCAGAGGGAGAGCCAGCAGAUAGAGGACGAUGAACGCAAAAUCCACCAGUACCGUGACGAAACGGCUCACCUCCGCUCUGAGAUCCAGGAGCUCAAAACCAGUGCCAAGAUAUUCCAGAAGACCAAGUGUAACAUGUGCAACAGCCCCCUGGAGCUGCCGUCUGUUCAUUUCCUGUGCAGCCACUCCUUCCACCAACACUGCUUCGAAAGCUACGCCGAGAGCGAGGCUGAGUGCCCAACAUGCACUCCAGAAAACCGCAAAGUCAUGGACAUGCUGCGUGCCCAGGACCAGAAACGCGACCUGCAUGACCACUUCAACAGACAGUUACGCAGCUCUAAUGAUGGUUUCUCUGUCGUGGCUGACUAUUUUGGUCGAGGAGUGUUCAACAAACUGACUCUGGUCACCGACCCACCUGGCAGCAAAACCGUCGGGAGCCUGGAAGUGAACCUGCAGAGAGACCUUCUCGUCCACACCAAGAGAAAUUGCUGAAAAGCUCAGCUUGUGAUGACUGUUUGAAUCCUACCUGAGCAGGCACUUUGUGUGCAGCCUCACAUCAGGACAGCCUCUCCACCAUAUGCUUUGCCGCUUCACACUGGGGUGCCACUUUAUUUAGCAGUGAAUGCAGCUGCCUGCUUUUAGAAGCUGGGAUGUACCUAUUUGCAUUGUGUUUCUAGUCAUGAAGCACUGGGGACUGUAUAAAUGUACUUUAGUUAAAAACAUGUAAUACUGUGUCUUAAACCUUGCUGAAUCACACCUUUUUGAGUAUUUUUCUUUCGAUGCAUUUGCUUGUACUAAUUAUAAAUCUUGCACAUAACACUCAAAAAUAGGUUAACUGUCUCUCAUUGAUGAAAUUAUCUGAUGUCUGCCACUCUAACUUGAGGAUUCAAAUUGUGAAUAAAAUAAUUAUUAAGUGAA